UUCUCCUUGGGCUAUUUGUCGUCUGUAUUAUUAAAUAUGGCGACUUCAUCAAUGGAGAUGUUGUUGCAGCGAGUUUGCCAGAUUUCCCUAUCACAGGCCAAAAGGGUGCAUGUCAGCGCCGUGGCCUCGGCUACCCCAGCUGCUGCCGAGAAGCCUAAGCGUACAAAGACAUUUGCCAUCUACCGAUGGAAUCCGGACAACCCUGAUUCAAAGCCCUCUAUGCAGGAAUACACUGUUGAUUUGAAUACAUGCGGCCCAAUGGUAUUGGACGCUUUGAUCAAGAUAAAGAAUGAGGUAGACCCAACCCUCACUUUCCGCAGAUCUUGUCGUGAAGGAAUCUGCGGCUCUUGCGCAAUGAACAUCGGUGGAGUCAACACACUGGCUUGUAUCAGUAAGAUUGACGAGUCGAGCAGCAAGCCAGCCAAGAUCUACCCUCUACCGCACAUGUACGUGAUCAAGGACUUGGUUCCAGACAUGAACAACUUCUACCAGCAAUACCGCAGCAUUCAACCGUGGCUGCAGCGCAAGAACGAGGCUAAGAGCGGCAGUCAGCAGUACCUGCAGAGUGUGGACGACCGCAAGAAACUGGACGGUCUUUACGAGUGUAUUCUGUGCGCCUGCUGCUCCACAUCCUGUCCCUCUUACUGGUGGAACGGAGAUAAAUACCUUGGCCCCGCAGUGCUGAUGCAAGCCUACCGGUGGAUAAUCGACUCCCGUGAUGAGGCGACAGAGCAGCGACUCGGCAAACUGAAGGACCCCUUCAGCGUCUACCGAUGCCACACCAUCAUGAACUGCACCCGAACUUGUCCCAAGGGACUGAACCCUGGCAAAGCUAUCGCUGAGAUCAAGAAGCUUCUGUCUGGAAUCGCCAAGAAAGACGAACCUGGCCUCAACACCUCAGCUCUACAGCAGUAGAUAUUACAUAAUAUAGUAAAAUUAGAUCUACACCUGCCAGUAUUAUAGCUGUCAUUUUGCCUCCCUGGAAUGACUCGGCACGGUAUAACAAAUCAAAGUACAAUUCAUGUUUUUGCCAUAAUUUGAUGUUCAAAAAUUGGAUUUUUAAGUGAUUUUAUUGUUUGGUGCUACAACAAUCUUUCAAUCCAACAUUUUAUUCAAGAUCUGUCAGCAUUUGGCAUCGGUCGGAUUGACAAGAGUCAGUAUUUUCUUUUUGUCUUGUCGCUCCUGAACACACGGCAUUUUCACCCUUUUAGACUUAUUAAUUUAUUUUCUUUGUAAAGGUUGCUGUUUGUUAUAAUAAAUUAUUUUUGGUGA
Macrosteles quadrilineatus (aster leafhopper) is the source of this 1272-nucleotide messenger RNA. Its product is annotated as succinate dehydrogenase [ubiquinone] iron-sulfur subunit, mitochondrial-like. Gene Ontology annotation, molecular function: 2 iron, 2 sulfur cluster binding; electron transfer activity. The record is from RefSeq and is a predicted model, not a curated record. The transcript is spliced from 6 exons. Gene Ontology annotation, cellular component: mitochondrial membrane. NCBI's taxonomy places the organism in Eukaryota, Metazoa, Arthropoda, Insecta, Hemiptera, Cicadellidae. Gene Ontology annotation, biological process: respiratory electron transport chain; aerobic respiration; tricarboxylic acid cycle. Bases 37 to 915 code for a protein of 292 amino acids.